AAAAAAAAAAAAACCAAAACAUUGACUGGACGAGUGCACCAUUAUAACGGCAAUGCUAAACGCCAAAAUACAAUUUUUAAUUACGCACAGCUGCAGCAGUUAUCCGUGGUAGUCGAAUUCGCUGACCUUUUUCCAGCCUUUCCUCGUGUAAGAAGCAACGUCAAUCCAAACGACGUUCAAAAUCGCGGUCAAAGUCUUUACCAACUACUCGGGCUGCUUUUGUAUCCAUCGUUUGACUAUAUUCAAUCGAAUUUAUGUUUAUGCGACACUCUGCAAAUAGUACAUGUAUUUAAAAUGGCAAACCCAAACAAACAUAUUUGCAAAUUACAAGAAUUUGCUGCACAUAAUGCAAAUGUUACUUGUUUGGCUCUUGGUCAAAAGAGUGGAUUAGUAUUAGCUACUGGUGGUGCAGAUAACAAAGUAAACUUGUGGAAAGUUGACAGUGAAACAUGUUUUAUGAGCUUAUGUGGUCAUGUAACUCCAAUUGAAUGUGUACAAUUUGAUCCAUCUGAAUAUUUAGUGGGUGCCGGUAGCCAAACAGGCGGAUUAAAAGUAUGGGACUUAACUAAAGGAAAAAAGGUUAAAACAUUUAGUGGACAUAAGUCAGCUGUUACAAAAUUAGAUUUUUUUCCUUUUGCUUCAUCUUCAUAUUUUGUAACGGGUUCAAAAGAUACCAAUGUUAAGUUGUGGGAUUAUCGAUAUUCACAUUGUAUAGGAAUGUAUAAAGGUCAUGAAGCAUCUAUAUCUAGUUUAAAGUACAGUCCAGAUGGUUUAUGGAUUGCUUCUGGAGAUGAAGAUGGAUGUGUUAAGAUAUGGGAUUUGAGAGUUGGACGCAUGAUACAUGUUUUUGAUAAACUACAUAAAGGAGCUGUAACAUCAAUUCAAUUUCAUCCAUUAGUCUUUUUAUUAGCUAGUAGUGGUACAGAUAAUAAAAUUAAUAUAUUAGAUUUGGAGCGAUUUAGUAUUAUUUCUCAAAUAGAUACAGAAAAAUCUAUAAUUAGAUGUUUACAAUUUAAUGACAAAGGAGAUGUUCUAUAUGGAGGUGGUAAUGAUUACCUUGGGGUAUAUGGUGUAGAACCAACCAGAGUAUGUGAUUCAGUGGUUGUAAAAUGGGGAAAUAUGAACGAGUUAGUCGUAAAAGAUAAUCGAAUUGUCGGUGCUUCACAUUUAUUGACAGAUGUUUCAACAUGGUUAAUAAAUUUACCUGAAGAAUAUCCGUUUAAAAAUCAAUUUUCACCACCUGAUAAGUCAUCAAAGACUAAUACAAUGUUUACAAGAGAUACUGGUGUUCGAAAAAGUUUUAAUAAACAGAAAACACGAGAAAUGAUUAAACCUAAAACUAAUAUGAAAUUAAUUGAUGAAAGCGAAACUGAUUUUGAUGAUGAAAAUCAAACUGUAAUUAAUAACGUUCAUGAUUACCAUUCAGUGUUCAAGCCAAAUAGAACUUCAUUUAAACCAAGUAGAAUAUUAAAUAGAAGUCCACCUCCAUUUUCACCGUUAUCUGAAGAUGAUAAUUCCAAUAAUUUAUUUACUGCUGAAGCAAAUAGAAAUCAAUCAAUUUCUGCAAAAUUAGAGGAAAAAAAACAUAGCAUUGACCUCUCUCAAGGAUUAAUGCAAAACAGUUAUUCAGAAGCUGAAACUUCAUCUGUGGAUUCUACUCCUUGCGAUUCAUUUCAGUUACCUCAGUUUGAGAGUUCUGGUGAUUACCAUACUCCUGAUUUACCAACUCCUAUAUCAACACCUGAUAGUGUUGAGAUAUCUGAAAAAAGACAUAAUCCUUAUAUAACAUCGUCAGUUUCAAUGCGUAGUGUAUCUUCUAAUGUAGUUAAUGAAAGCUUAACUAAACGUCCAUCAUCUUUACCAGUCUUUAGACAAAAUGAUCAUUUUGCUUAUGGACAUAAGUACACAUCACCUCAAUCUCAAAGAAAAAUAAUCCCAGAUGAAAUUACAUCAUUGCCUCAACAUAAACGGCUGUUGGCUGAUGAUUUCUUAGUUACACCGGAACAUAAAAAGACUGAUAUCAUCUCAAAGAAAUUUGAACUUCCCCUAGAUGAUUUUGGGGAUUUAAAAAAUGUUUGUAGAAAUAGUUUAAAUAAUAUCAUGUAUGAUGAAGAAGAUAUAGUAGAAAUUCUUUCAAAAAAUCAUAAGUCUACCAUGAGUGUGCUCAAGGAAAGACAACGUUAUCUUAAUAUUAUACAGACGUUAUGGACUAACAAAAAUUUUAAGAGUGCUGUGAAUUCAGCUGUUUCUAUGAAUGAUGAUGCUGUCAUAUCAGAUCUCAUUUCUAUUAUUACACAACGCCCAAAUCUUUGGUGUCUAGAUGUUUGCAGUAUGCUUCUUCCUUCAAUAUCAGAUUUGAUUCAAAGUGGCAAUGAAGCAUUCAUAAAUGUGAGUUUCAAAGCCAUAAGAGACAUACUGCAGUAUUUUAUGCCAGUCAUAAAGACUAAUAUACAAAGACCACCUUCUGCAAUAGGUGUUGAUAUAAUGCAAGAAGAAAGAUACAACAAAUGUCGCAAGUGUCAAAACAUACUUAUGGAUAUUAGGUCAUUUGUACUGAAGAGGCAAACAGUCCAGGGUAACUUGGGCAAUGUGUUCAGACAGCUACAUAUGCUUUUACAAACAAUAGACAUCUAAAUGGCAGAGAUAAUAUGCAAAUGUGCCUUACUCCGCUAAAGAGACAGUUAAUAAGAUGCACUGAACGUGUGGCGAACCCUGUUUAUUGUGCAUCUGACAACACAUUAUUAUUAUUAGUUUUUUUUUUAUUUAUAAUUUUUAAGUCUUAUCAAACUGUUGUCAAUGAGUAGUAUUUUUUGAAUGAAUAAUUUGUUAAUUUUUUUUCAAACGUUAAUUUUUAUAACAUUUUUAAUAUUUUUUCCCAAUCAUAAUAACUUAGUAUAACUAACACACAAUGUACUUUUCAAUUUUUUGAGCCCAUUCAAUUUAUGUUAUAUAGGUACUUAGUUUAUAAAAGGCGUUAAGAACUGUAUACUAACAACAAUUUCCAAACCUAUGUGAUACAGAGGUAGUGCACAUAAAAUAAUUAUAAUAAUAUUAGGAAGCUCUUUCUAUUUUAACCACAUAGUUUUAUAGUAUAAUAUGUAAAUCAAGUUCUGUAGACAAUGUAUGUGUUAAACUAUUCCAUUAGAUCAUUGUCUUCUUCAUUUUUACUUUUUACCUUUUCAGAAAAGUUUUAAACAUGAAUUAUGAUUAAAAACAAUAAUACAACAAUAAAUAUAACUGCUGUAAUGGCUUGCAUUCUAAAACAGCUAAUAUAUUAUAUUAUAA
This is a messenger RNA of Melanaphis sacchari, 3285 nucleotides long. RefSeq names its product katanin p80 WD40 repeat-containing subunit B1 (gene kat80). The coding region runs from base 295 to 2634 and encodes 779 amino acids. Gene Ontology annotation, molecular function: microtubule binding. Lineage: Eukaryota; Metazoa; Arthropoda; Insecta; Hemiptera; Aphididae. The transcript has 20 exons. Gene Ontology annotation, biological process: microtubule depolymerization; microtubule severing. Gene Ontology annotation, cellular component: katanin complex. The record is from RefSeq and is a predicted model, not a curated record.